Messenger RNA from Paramecium octaurelia, 1605 nucleotides. The record is from the annotation of a GenBank genome assembly. Lineage: Eukaryota; Ciliophora; Oligohymenophorea; Peniculida; Parameciidae.
AUGUUACCCCAAACAUAAUCAAACCUUAUUCCGAAAAAGAAGAUCGAACAUUACACUUAUUUAAUGCAUGAGCAGAUCGGGAGAGGAUACAGUUCUAAGGUGUAUAAGGGGAAGGACGAGAACACUGGAGAAGUAGUUGCAGUAAAAGUGAUUGAUGUGAAAGCAAUCAGCAAUGAGAUAGAGAGAUCCUUGAUCAAUUAGGAGAUCAAUGCACUCAAGUUAAUACAGUCAGUCAACGUUAUAAAAUUGCACGAUUAUUAUCACACCAACAACAAUACUUACAUAAUCACUGAAUAUUGCAAUUAGGGGGAUUUGGGCAAGCUCAUUCAACAGUAGGGGGUAAUACCUGAAGUGGAGGCCUUUAAAAUAUUGAGACACAUCAUAAACGGAUUCAAGGAGUAAAUUAGGAAGGGAGUCAUUCACAGAGACAUAAAACCAACCAAUAUCCUAAUUAAGAAUUCAGUUCCCAAGUUGGCUGAUUAUGGUUUCUCUAAAAUGAUUAAGGCUCCCAAAGAGAAGGUAUUUUAUAAGGUUGGUACUCCUAUUUAUAUGAGUCCUGAAAGUUAUUUGGAGAAUAAAUAUUCAGAGAAGAGCGAUAUUUGGAGCAUCGGAGUAGUCUAUUAUUAAAUGUUAUAUGGUUAAUGUCCAUGGGUAAUCAAUUCAGAAAGUGAAUUCCAAGAAUCUGUAUCGCAACUGCAUUUUAAUCGCAACGUUCCAAUAUCAGAAGAGUCAAAGGAUUUCUUAAGGAGAGCCUUGCAAGUUGAUGAAAAUCAGAGGUUGUCUUUGGCUGAAAUUGAUCAGCAUCCUCUCUUCUUACGUCGUAAUACUACUGCUCUCAAUAAGAUGAGAGGUGCUUUAGUCAGCAAUUCAUUCAACAAAUCAAUCACAAAUAUGAAUGUUGUCAGAGUUAAUCAAACCCAACAGUGUACAAGGAGUGGCUCUACUUCGCAUAAGCAUUAAAAGUCCAAUCAGAUUAAGGAGAGGAUUGGCACUGUAGUGUAACAUACAUACCAAAGCUUUCAUUAUGGUAGUUUUUUCAUUUAUUUUGAAUCUAGAAUCUCAAGCUGAAGAGGUUAUUUGUAAUUUCCUAAAUCAAUGCAAAUUCAUCUAUCGGACUUGUCAAUUGAUUGAUCAUAUCAAGUAUUUGCAAUCACCGAGGUUGAGAGAGAAGAUUAUGGGAUAUUUUGGAAGGGAAGUGAUGGACAUCAUGAAUAAAGUAUGUGUAAUAUUUAUUACAAGCUAAAAGAAGCAUAUGAGAAAGGAGUCAACAAUAUUAAAGUGAGCAGUUUCAACCAUUAAUUUGUGGUAGUCAUACUAAAUAAGCAUUCAUUCAGAGAAGUCUAUUUGAAAUAUAAAGAAUAUUAUGGCACGUCCUAGUUGGGGGAUAUAUCUGCACUGAAGGAUGUGAUUAGGGAACUGAAUCAUUAACUCAGAAUUAAUGAACAAAAUGAAACUGGUAUUUUAUUGCUAGAUUACCUAACCUAUUAUUACCAAGUGAUUAUAAGUAAUAAUCCUUAAUAAUUCUUGGAUGGUAAACCCAUGAAUGAAAUUACCCCUAGUCAUUAUCAAGAAAUUAGAGUGAAAAUAUAUAAUUUAGAAAUAUGA